CUUCAAUCCAGAGUUUGGAGAUAAAUAAUGUCCAACUCUCAAAUCGAAUCAACUUGUGCAUCUCUUCUACAAGAACUUGAGAUUAUAUGGAACGAGAUUGGAGAAACUGAAACAGAAAGGGAGAAGAUUUUGAUUGAGAUCGAAGAAGAAUGCAGAGAAGUUUACAAUCGAAAAGUCGAAAAGUGUGAAGAAGAGAAGAUUCGGAUAAAACAAGAGAUUGCGGAUUCAGAAGCAAGAGUUAUUGAUAUAUGUUCUGUAAUGGACGAGCCACCAAUUCUUGGAAGACAACAUCAAUCUGAUCAACAAAAUGGGAGAAGCUUGAAAGAUGAGUUAGUAAAGAUUCUUCAGAAACUUGAGGAAAUGGAAAAGAGAAAAUCAGAGAGGAAGAAACAGUUUAUUCAAGUAAUUGAAGAUAUAAGAUGUGUAAGAGAUGAGAUUAAUGGAGAAUCUGAUGAGAGUACUUGUUCAUUUGAUUUUUCGGUUGAUGAAUCCGAUUUAUCUCUUAAAAAGCUUGAAGAGUUACACAGAGAGCUUUAUACACUUCAAGAACAAAAGAGAAACCGGGUGAAACAGAUUCAAGAUCAUCUAAAAACUCUCGAAUCGCUUUGUUCGGUUCUCGGUUUGAAUUUUCGAGAAACUGUCACCACGAUUCACCCAAGUUUAGUAGAAUCUGAAGGGUCAAGAAGUAUAAGUAAUGAAACACUUGACAAGUUAGCUUCAUCAAUAAAACAAUGGCAUGAGAUAAAGAUACAGAGAAUGCAAGAACUUCAAGAUCUCGUGACAACGAUGCUUGAGUUUUGGAAUUUAAUGGAUACACCAGCAGAAGAACAACAAAAGUUCAUGGAUGUUUCAUGUAAUAUAGCUGCUACUGUUUCAGAAAUAACCAAACCAAAUAGUCUUUCUAUAGAUUUGCUAGAAGAGGUUAAAGCUGAGCUGUGUCGGUUGGAGGAGUUGAAGUGGAGCAAAAUGAAAGAACUUGUUCUAAAGAAAAGGUCAGAGCUUGAAGAGAUAUGCAGAAGAACACACAUAGUUCUUGAAGAGGAAGAAGAUAUCGCGGUUGAGAAUGUAAUCAAAGCCAUUGAAUCAGGAGAUGUGAACCCUGAAAAUAUACUAGAACAGAUCGAGUAUCGAGCUGGGAAAGUGAAAGAGGAAGCUCUAAGCAGAAAAGAGAUUCUUGAAAAAUCAGAGAAAUGGUUGAAUGCUUGUGUGGAAGAGAAUUGGCUUGAAGAGUAUAAUCAGGAUGAAAACCGAUACAACGCUGGAAAAGGAUCUCAUUUAAUCCUCAAACGCGCAGAGAAAGCUCGUGCUCUUGUUAAUAAACUUCCAGCUAUGGUUGAAGCAUUAGCUUCCAAGAUUACUAUUUGGGAAUCAGAGAAAGAAUCUGAGUUUCUCUUUGAUGGUAAUCGCCUACUUUCGAUGCUCGAAGAAUAUACGGAACUCAGAGAAGAGAAAGAACAAGAACGCCGCAGAAAAAGGGAUCUGAAGAAACUUCAGGGUCAAGUGAUAUCAGAGCAAGACAAAGGAAGUGUUACGAAGCCUCAAAGCGCGAAAAAGGGUCUUAAAGUGUCAACUAACAAGAGAUUUGUCUCAUCACCUCACACUCCUGGAACUGAUUCGCCUCAAGUAUUUUGUAAUUUUGGGAAAUUUGUGGGUAAUAAGAAAAUGGAGGAGAAAGGUGGAAUAAGUCCAAGUGGGGUCGUCACAGUUAAGGAAGAUGAAGCUUUGGUUCCAAGAACAGAGUUUCAACAAAACCCUAGCUUUCUCCAAUUCGUGAGUCCCACGACGGUAGUGACUCCUCUGCCUCUUCCACCAGCUCCGUCUCCGGCUCCGGUUCCAGCCACCGUGACUCCUGACUCAGCCGCAGCAUCGACCGGAUCAGAUCCGACGAAGAAGAAGAGAGGAAGACCGAGGAAGUACGCACCAGAUGGAAGUCUAAACCCUAGGUUUUCGAGACCAACUCUGUCUCCAACUCCAAUCUCAUCUUCGAUUCCAUUGUCUGGAGAUUAUCAAUGGAAACGAGGCAAAGCUCAGCAGCAGCAUCAGCCUCUUGAAUUCGUCAAGAAAUCUCACAAAUUCGAGUAUGGAAGCCCAGCUCCUACUACUCCUCCUCCUGGACUCUCAUGUUAUGUGGGUGCAAAUUUUACGACCCAUCAAUUUACUGUCAAUGCCGGUGAGGAUGUGACGAUGAAGGUUAUGCCGUAUUCGCAACAAGGAUCUCGAGCUAUUUGCAUUCUUUCUGCAACUGGUUCGAUCUCCAACGUCACUCUUGGUCAGCCUACCAAUGCAGGUGGCACUCUUACAUAUGAGGGUCGAUUUGAGAUACUAUCGCUAUCUGGUUCCUUUAUGCCUACUGAAAAUGGAGGAACAAAAGGUCGGACUGGUGGGAUGAGCAUUUCUUUAGCCGGACCAAAUGGCAAAAUCUUCGGUGGUGGCCUUGCCGGUAUGCUUAUAGCAGCCGGUCCUGUUCAGGUGGUAAUGGGAAGUUUCAUUGUGAUGCACCAAGCAGAACAAAAUCAGAAGAAGAAACCUCGAGUUAUAGAGCCUUUUGCUCCACCACAACCACAACCACCAUCACAACUGCAACAACAACCUCCUACUUUCACCAUAACCACCGUGAAUUCAUCUUCUCCAGCUGUAACCACCGUAGAGGAGCCGAAACAACAACCUUACGGUGGUGGUAUUGUGAGACCGAUGGCUCAAGUGCCUUCUUCAUUCAACAACGACAACUCAACUAUGAACAAUUUCACACCGCCCUAUCACGGAUACGGGAAUAUGAACACGGGUACUAACAAAGAAGAACAUGAAGACGACGAUGGUGGUGAAGAUGAUGAUUCGGGCGAUACUAGGAGCCAAUCUCUUAGUGGUUGAGCAAUUCUCGGAUUAAAGUCAGAAAGUUUUCUUGUGUAGAAAGGAAGGGAGCUUAAAGGAUUCAGCUUUUCUUUGCUUUUUUAGAGGUUUGUUUUAGUUGUGUGAGGGUUUUCUUCUUUUGUGUGUUUUCUAAUUUCUAGCAGUUUUUUUUUCUUUGUGAUCGGUUUAGAUUUAACUAUGUCGAAGUCAUAGACUAAACGAUGUUCUUAUUGUUGAGGUCAUUGGGAUUAAAAUUUAGUAAGACUU
Molecule: messenger RNA, 3114 nt
Organism: Arabidopsis arenosa
Lineage: Eukaryota; Viridiplantae; Streptophyta; Magnoliopsida; Brassicales; Brassicaceae
Source: the annotation of a GenBank genome assembly